Messenger RNA from Bactrocera dorsalis (oriental fruit fly), 3670 nucleotides. RefSeq lists its product as uncharacterized. NCBI's taxonomy places the organism in Eukaryota, Metazoa, Arthropoda, Insecta, Diptera, Tephritidae. The transcript is spliced from 3 exons. The coding region runs from base 1706 to 2479 and encodes 257 amino acids. The record is from RefSeq and is a predicted model, not a curated record. Gene Ontology annotation, cellular component: nucleus.
UUUAAAAUGAAUUUGUUUUGCUCUUUUUCCUUUUCGAAUUCUAGUUUUUGUGAUUCUAAUUCCAGCUUUUUUGAUUGAAUUUCAAAUAAUAAUGCAAAUGGGUUUGAGUUUUGAGGCCUUUUCAAAUUUCUUUUUGGUGUAGUGGUAUUUUGCGUACAAGCACUUGUUGCGAUGGACAGGGCGGACGGACUUGCUACACUCUCUGAUGUAGAAGGAAGCACCACAGUCGGACGGACUUUCAGGUAAACUUGUUGAAAAUGUUUCGCCAUCACUUUCCAUCAACGCAUCUACUUCAAAAGUAUCCAACAAUGACACUGGCAUAGUAGAUUGAUAGAUAGCUGGCGGCUGCACAUUUACACGAUGACCAAAUAUUGCGUACAAGUCAUCAUAGAAUGGACACAUUUUUUUAAUGUAAACUUCAACGCUUUUUACAUCUCCACUUUCUAGCAAUCCUGCACCUGUUUGACCCUUCCAUUUCAGUGCGGACGAAAAACUUGUUUUUAGGUGCCUCAUUUUUGUGCGCAUAACAUCCCAUUUGAUGCUGUUCAAAGUAUUUUUGAGCAGUUGGUUUCUACAAUACAUAUGUAAGUUCACUAAAUGUUAAACACCCUCUUAUUGGAAAUAGGAAACAUAUUACCUCGAACUGUUCCGGAUUAGCUUUUACAUUUUCUACGAUAAUGUUGAGUAAAUCUUUAGUUUGUCGUUCUAUCCAACGAGAAGUUCCAUUUAUGCGCGAACGUUUUUUCUAUAAAUACAUGUACACAUGUGUCACAGACAAUUGAAAGUUAGAGAAAAAUAAUAGUACAUAAAAGUUAAAUAUACUUACUUUUUCCAUUUUAUAAGAACUUUGUUUGAUCUGUUUUAAUGAUCAGCUGAUAUUUAUAUGCCACAAAUUGCCAUGGAUGCCAUUUAGAAUUGGCUCGCAUAGUUGCCAUUAUGUUGCAAACGAAAUUGCAUACAAAAAUGAACAGAUGAGUUGCGACUUUGCCAUUUCGCGACGUUUGCAACAAAUGCAAUAUAUUUGCUACAAUAAAUGAGUACCAUUAUAAUAAACAUAUUUACUUAGGUUUGGGCAAUUGAUUACAAAUGCACAUGUGCACUUGAAAACAACCCAAACCAAGCAACAUAAAAUAUACACACACACACACACAUCUAUUGUAUUGUAUAGUUGAAAACAACCCCAUGUGGUGUGCUGUAAAUAUAUAUUUAAUUAGAUAAGUUAGACUUCUAAAAUAGUAUAUAAGGUUUACGAAUUUAAAAAUAAAAUCAGAAUGAAAUAUUCUCUGCUCGACUAAAGCCUUUUUUGAAAUCCCUCCACCAGCGGUAAGGUAGACAAAAAUCUUUGUUGAGUUAUAAACAGGUAUAAAGUCAACUUUUUGUUGGAAAAUCUUUCUAUUAGGUAUAUAUUAGACAUAAGUGACUACUAUUAUAAAAAAGGAUUCUCUCUGAAUUUAUUUAAUGGGCCUAAUCAUUGAAUCCGUUUCGAUCGAAAUAUGGUUCGAUAUGAUCGAAAAAAUUUGCAUUGAAAUCAUUGAAACCGUAUCGAAAAUAAAAUUUUCGAUCGAAGUGAACUCACUUACCGACUUGAUAAAAUGCUUUCCGCCGCACAUAGAUGUCGCUAAUUUCGAAAUCAUUGACACCGCAAUAUCGAAAAUUUGUGUCGAAAUCAAUCCGUUGGUGAGUGCGUUGCGGAAUUCUUACAAAAAUGGAUAAUUUAGAUAAGAGACAAAAACACACCAACAAAAAACAAUUUGAAGUGUUAGUAAGUGAAAUGAAGCUGCACCCCGACAUAGCGAAAGGAUUUUCGCAAAGAGCACCAGGCGAAUUGAAUCAUUUUUGGGAAGAAAUUUCAAACAAAUUAAACGCAGUAGGUCCCCCAAUCAAGGACAGAACUGGAUGGAAGAAGGUUUGGACAGAUUUCAAGUUUGCGACGAAGAAAAAAAUGGUCAAAAAUGCAAAGCAAAUUUCAGGAACAGGAGGUGGGCCCUUCAGCCAAAUUUCUUUAAGUGCACUGGAAGAGGAAGUGAGUGUUAUUCUAUCACUCAAUGCAUCAGUGGAGGGAUUAAAGGGCAUUACAAGUUUUGGAUGCUCAAAAGAAAAUAUUCCGGAAGAAAUACCAACAACAAGUACUUCCCGCAAAAGACCGGUUGAGUCAAUUUAUUCCCAGCCUGACAUUGACUUGAUUGAAACGUCAUAUAUGACUCCUGGCCAGACCAUAGAAUCUAAUGCAGAUGCUGAUGUGUUCUGUACCCCACAUAAAAAGAGUAAAAUAAACAAAAUGGGUCUUCUUACAGAACAAAUAAAUAUUCAAAAAAAGAUGGAGGAAAAUGUAUCUAAAUUGUUAGCCACGCUCAUUAAACAUCAAAAAGACUAUAUCCAAGAACAGUCCGACACAAACAGGUGGCUUAGGAAACUAAGUGAAAAUGAGAAGGAUAAAUUGAAAGAAAUGAAGCGACAUAAUGCUGUCAUGGAAAAAUAGCCUUUGAUAAAUUGGAAACCAAAAAAAAAAAUUCUAGAACUGGAUCUUGAACAUUUAAAUAAUCCAUAAGUUUUUAUUAUUAAUUCAAAAUAUUUACAUUUUAAUGAAUUUUUACGUUUUUUAACUUAGUUUUAAUAAAAAUGAACUCAACAUAUUUAGUUAUAUAUGAACUUAUACUAAAACAUAUCUAAAAAAGUUUCUCUUAUUCUAUUUGCUUCGUCGGUAGGCAUAUCAUUUAAAUCAUUGUCAUCAUUGUUUGAAUAUUCAUUUUCAGAUAUAUCCAGGUGUGGCUCAUUAAAAUUUUCGUUAGAAUUAAAAUGCAAACGAAUAUUAUGCAAUUUUCGGAGAAAGAGAACCUUGUCUCUUAUCAUUUCCACAUACAUUUUCGUAUUCCUCUAAAAUGUAUAUAAAUGUAUAAAAAUAAUAAUGCGAAAAUUUUUGAAGAAACUGUAAAUGUAUAUGCAUGCAAACAAAGUUAUCUAUGUCGUUUUUAGCUUAAAUACUCACUUAUAAUCAUCCAUUUCCAAUAUGUCUUUUGAAUUAUUCCGCAAAUUUCUGCGCUCGCGACGAAUUUGUAUACAAUUUUCAUCCUCAUUAUCGCUAUCACUUAAAUGUAACAUGAUUGUAUCCAUUUCAAAUAUUUAUAUAAACGAAGCAAAAGCCCAGCCAAUUUAAUUUUUCAAACUUGUCAAAUUUACCGUCGAUAAUGUAGUUUGACAUUUGUGUUUUUUGAUAAAGCAGUUUAUCGACGGAAUGAAUGAUUGCAUGAAAAUUUUCGAUCGAAAAUCUGUAUCGUAUCGAAAUCGAAUUCGUUGCGGAUUCAAUGAUUAGGCCCAAUAUAUCUCACGGAUUGAUCGAGUUCGCAAGUUGAACUCUGAUACAUAUAUUCGGAGGCUUAAAUAGAAUAGAUACCAAUUUGGAUUGUAAUACAUAAUUUUGUUGAAUAAUAAAUCUUGAAUUCUUUCGUUCGUACCUGAAGGUAUUUCCACGGCUUUGAUUCUUGCAAUUUGCAAGGGCAUAAAAUGUUCAGUUACACCCGAACUUAGCCCUUUCUUAUUUGUUUAAAAUUAUAGUUAUUGCAAAAGUCGUUUAGGUAUUUUAUUAUUAGUUUACCCAAAACUUAACUAAGCAUCAUUAAUAAUAUAACAUAUUAAAUUAUAAUGUCUUUUGUCUUGAAAUCUCAGUUUUAAG